Messenger RNA from Musca domestica (house fly), 952 nucleotides. Its product is annotated as ATP synthase subunit b, mitochondrial-like. The record is from RefSeq and is a predicted model, not a curated record. Gene Ontology annotation, molecular function: proton transmembrane transporter activity. Lineage: Eukaryota; Metazoa; Arthropoda; Insecta; Diptera; Muscidae. The coding region runs from base 84 to 830 and encodes 248 amino acids. The transcript is spliced from 2 exons. Gene Ontology annotation, biological process: proton motive force-driven ATP synthesis.
GCCUGGACAUAUUUCAAAAUAUCAUUUUUGUCAAAUUUAAAAAAAAAAAAUAUAUUUUUUCAAAUACUUCAUUUCUGAAAAAAAUGAUGUUUCUAAAAUCCACCGCUGCAUUUUGUACUUCCAAAUAUCUCAACAGCUUACGAAUUCAUCCCACAAGAUCAUUGGUCUCCGCCGGCUGCAAUACCCCGGAAAAUACGACCAAUCAACGUCCAAUUGAACCGGCCAAAGUUCGUAUGGGUUUCAUACCCGAUGAUUGGUUUACAUUCUUCUACAACAAAACCGGGGUGACUGGUCCAUACAUGUUUGGAGUGGGCCUACUGAACUAUCUCUUCUCCAAGGAAAUCUAUAUUUGUGAACAUGAAUUCUACAAUGGCCUCUCAAUGGCUUUGCUGUGUAUUGCAGCCGUAAAGAAACUUGGACCGCUAGUGGCCGAUUACUGUGACAAAGAAAUUGAUAAAAUCGAACAAAAGUGGCAACAAAUGCACAAGGAGGAACUAAAAGCUCUCGAGAGUCUAAUCGAACAUGAACGCCAGGAACAAUGGCGUGCCGAGGGUAGCCUGCUGCUGAUGCAAAUGAAAAAAGAAAAUAUUGCCUUGCAGCUGGAGGAGGCUCACCGGAAGGCAAUGAUGAAAGUGUAUGAGGAUGUAAAACAUCGUCUGGAUUAUCAGGUGGAUUGUCGCAACAUUGAGAUACGCAUCAAUCACAAACACAUGGUUAACUGGGUGGUGAACAAGGUAUUGGCAGAGGCACCAUUGCCAGAUGCCGACGAUGAAGCGGCAAGGGAGAAAUAUCGUGCGGACUUGAGUGCCAUGGCGUUGAGAAUUAAAUGAAUUUUGUCUUGGCAAAAGAGGUAAUGCUGUAGUAUACUUGGAAAUUUUUAGGAAAAUCUGUGCAGCGGAUAAACAAGUUAAAAAGGAGUUAGUUUGGCCGGGCCGAACUUUGAAUACCCUCC